AUGUCUUUGAACCUCUUUUCCUCGUCGCCAUUGCUGCGCAAUGCCGCGACCACAGCCAAUGUUGGCCUGUCGCUAUGUCGCUGGAGCUCGACUGCUGCCAUGAGCGCCUUCACUUCCCAGCGCGGCACAAGCUCACAGACCUCCCAAGUGGUCCAACGACGCCGUUUACCAAGUCGCCUCAAAUUCCUCGAAGAUCAGAAGGCGCAAGGCGAGAGCCGAGCCCUUGAGAAAUACCAGACUCGUGACUUCAAGGCUGGAGACAUCUACGCCCCUCACGAUCUUAGCCCGGCCGAGAUGAAGAAAUGGGGCAAGCGCCAGAACCCGCAAAAAGAUGCUUUCGAUGCAUUGAACCUGAAUCCUAUGGAUUUGUACAAGAAUUUCUCCGUCAUGUCCGAAUAUAUGACCAGCAUGGGCCGCAUCAAGCCCCGAGCCAUCACCGGUCUUCGACCUGUCAACCAGCGCAAAGUUGCUAAGGCACUCCGGAGAGCCAUCGGCAUGGGUCUCAUGCCCAGUGUCCACCGACACCCCGAAAUUCUUGCAUCUGAGAUGCGGGCACAGUCUAUUUGGGCUGCUAGCCCCUCCACCACCCGCGGCCAGCCCACCCAGCUUUCUUCUGAUGCCAAAGGCGAGCGAUUAGCCUAUGCAUCCAACAAAUCCAUCUUCCUGCGUUCAAUCGACGACCCCGCGGUCGCUAGGCAGUACACCGAACACAAGGCACAGACAACUGUUGCACGCUUUUCGCCCUCUGGUUUCUAUGUUGCAAGUGGCGAUGCUGCUGGAAUCGUAAGAGUAUGGGACUGUGUCGGCGAAGGAAUCACCAAGGGUGAAUAUAGCAUUGUGAAUGGUCGAAUCAAUGAUUUGGCCUGGGACGGUGACUCCCAGCGCAUUAUUGCCGUCGGCGAUGGCAAGCAGCGAUAUGGACACUGUAUCACCUGGGAUAGUGGAAAUACCGUUGGCGAGAUCCAUGGCCAUACGCAACAGCUCAACACCGUGUCAAUUAGGCAGCAGCGGCCUCUGCGUGCCGCCACGGCUGGUGACGAUAGGAAGACAGUCUUCUACCACGGAGCGCCGUUCAAAUUCAAUAACGGAAUCGCGGACAAGCACUCAAACUAUAUCUACGGAGUUGGCUUCAGCCCGGAUGGUUCGCACUUGGUCAGUGUUGGCGCGGACCGGAAGAUCUGGCUCUACGACGGCAAGACAGGCGAGACCAAGGGUCAGAUCGGCGAAGGAGAACACAAAGGUAGUAUCUUUGGUGUGUCCUGGGCUAAAGACUCGCGAAAGUUCGUAACUGCAAGCGCAGACCGGACCGUCAAGAUCUGGGAUGUCGAAGCUGGCAAAGCAACACAGACCUGGACCUUAGGAGAGGAGGGUGCUAUGGCUGUUCGCGACCACCAAGUUGGAGUGGUGUGGCCCCCAGGAAGAAGUGACAACCUGCUCAUUAGUUUGUCUCUCAGCGGAGACUUGAACUACUUGGUCGAGGGAACCCCUGAGCCCCGGCAGGUUGUCUCGGGCCACCAGAAGAGCAUCACGUCUUUGACACAGACAACUGCGGAUAACAAGGAAACUUUGUGGACCGGCAGCUUUGACGGAAGAGUUUGCAACUGGGAUGUAGCUUCAGGUAAGGCCGAGGAGAUUGAAGGAGAAGCCCACCCCGGUUACGUCGCCGGGCUUGCGACUACAUCAGAGGGAAGCGGUAGAAUUUAUAGUGUCGGCUGGGACGACACCCUCCGUUCUGUCGACGUCGCUGCUAAAACAUACACUGGCAGUGCUUCAAAGCUGAAUGGACAACCGAAGGACAUUGCGGCUGGCGACUCGACCGUGCUUGUUGGCGAAGCUGAAACCAUUGAGAUAUUCCAGGAUGGCAAGAAGACGGGAGAAUAUAAAACAGACUUUGUGGCUACAACUGUAGCUGCGCAUGGUUCUCAGGCAGCUGUUGGGGGUGAAAAUGGAUCUGUUCAGAUCUGUGCCAUCUCCAGCUCCCGACUCUCUCCCCGGGCAGACAUCAAUGCCUCUCGCAACCCAAUCUCUGCUCUUGCGUUCUCCCCAGAUGCCUCCCACCUGGCGGUGGGUGACUUGCGGGGACGUGUUCUUGUUUUUAAAGUUGCCGAUGGCAGUCUGGUGACGGACCGCUGGACGGCGCAUACUGCACGAAUCACAUCACUGGCCUGGAACGAGGCUGGCUCACACGUUGUGAGUGGAUCGCUGGAUACGAACAUCUUUGUUUGGAGCUUGGCCAAGCCAGGUGACUGGCUUGAGUUGCAAAAUGCUCACAAGGAGGGCGUCCAUGGUGUUGGAUGGGUUGCAGGAGGCUCUAAGAUCAUCUCAGCUGGUGCUGAUGCAGCGGUGAAAGUGUGGAAAGUGGAUGGCUUGAAAUAG
This is a messenger RNA of Penicillium vulpinum, 2376 nucleotides long. Its product is annotated as Ribosomal protein S18. The coding region runs from base 1 to 2376 and encodes 791 amino acids. The record is from RefSeq and is a predicted model, not a curated record. The transcript is spliced from 5 exons. Gene Ontology annotation, cellular component: cortical actin cytoskeleton; ribosome. Gene Ontology annotation, biological process: translation; actin filament depolymerization; positive regulation of actin filament depolymerization. Lineage: Eukaryota; Fungi; Ascomycota; Eurotiomycetes; Eurotiales; Aspergillaceae. Gene Ontology annotation, molecular function: actin filament binding; structural constituent of ribosome.